Molecule: messenger RNA, 1389 nt
Organism: Vicia faba (fava bean)
Lineage: Eukaryota; Viridiplantae; Streptophyta; Magnoliopsida; Fabales; Fabaceae
Source: the annotation of a GenBank genome assembly
AUGGCAGCUGAGUUAGUUAACGCUGCAACAAGCGACAAAUUAUCUGAAACCGAUUGGACAAAAAAUAUUGAAAUAUGUGAGUUGGUUGCACAUGAUAAAAGGCAAGCUAGAGAUGUUGUUAAAGCUAUCAAGAAGAAACUCGGAAGCAAACACCCAAACACUCAACUUUAUGCUGUCACGUUGCUGGAAAUGUUGAUGAACAAUACUGGAGAGCAUGUUCGUGAGCAGGUGAUUGAUAUCGGAAUUAUUCCUAUUCUUGUGAAAAUCGUGAAGAAAAAGUCUGAUUUGCCUGUGAGAGAGAGGAUAUUUCUCCUACUAGAUGCCACACAAUCAUCCCUUGGCGGUGCUUCUGGAAAAUUUCCUCAGUAUUAUCAUGCAUAUUAUGAUUUGGUGAAUGCCGGAGUGCAGUUUCCUCAAAGUGCUCAAGUGGUCGAAUCAAAUCAUGCUAGUUCACAACCUAGUAGGACUGGUAGUGAACCAAACAGGGAGCAGGCUUCACCUAGACAUGAAGUGGUUGUACCACAAGCAGAGUCUAAGACAGUUCCUGAAUCUAGCAUUAUUCAAAAGGCUGGUAAUGCAUUGGAAGUUUUGAAAGAAGUACUUGAUGCUGUUGAUGCUCAACAUCCUCAGGGAGCAAGUGAUGAAUUCACCCUUGACCUUGUAGAACAAUGUUCGUUUCAGAAGCAAAGGGUAAUGCAUCUUGUGAUGGCUUCUCGAGAUGAGAGGACAGUUUCUCGAGCAAUUGAACUAAAUGAACAGCUUCAGAAAGUUCUUGCAAGACACGAUGACCUUGUUUCUGGUAGAACUACAACGUCGGCUAAUGAACAGUUUCCAAAAGUUCUUCCAAGACGUGGUGAUCUUGUUUCUGGCAGAGUUACAACGAAUGCUAAUGAACAACUUCCAAAAGUUCAUCCAAAAUGCGAUGAUGCUGUAUCUGGCAGAGCUACAGCAACUGUUGCUACUCAUUUCGACCUCGAUGAAUCAGAGGAGGAAGAAGAGCCUGAACAGUUAGUAAGAAGAUUACGCAAAGGAAAGGCUUGUGCAAGACCUGAAGAUGAAGAAACUGAAACUGACAUCACUCGCAUGCGAAUGAAUGGGGAGAGACUAAACCGUCCUUUAAUACGGCCACUGUCCUCAGAGCCAUCUCGAGAAGCUUACAAUCCUGCUCCUCCACCGGCUUUAAUCCCUCUUCCACGUCCAAAACAGAAUGAUGAGCUUCCACUUCCUCACGUGGCGAUCCCACCACCACCUGCAAAACACGUUGAGAGGGAGAAAUUUUUUCAGGAAAACAAGGAUGCUUCUAAUCUAUCCGGCCACAUGAGAGGUCUCUCUUUACAUAGUCGUAACGGAAGCAGCUCUCGCAGUGGAAGCUUUGAUUUUAGAGACUGA